Cordyceps fumosorosea ARSEF 2679 is the source of this 1242-nucleotide messenger RNA. RefSeq names its product MAK32-like protein. The transcript is spliced from 2 exons. The record is from RefSeq and is a predicted model, not a curated record. Lineage: Eukaryota; Fungi; Ascomycota; Sordariomycetes; Hypocreales; Cordycipitaceae. The coding region runs from base 1 to 1242 and encodes 413 amino acids.
AUGGCGCCUCACUCAGAUGCCACGGACAGCGGCGACAAUGAUCCCCCGACGCCAUCUAUAGACUUUGUCACACUUGGAAUGUUUAUCAUAGAUGACAUUGACUUCCUCCCGCCCACGCCUCCAGCCAAGGAUGUCCUUGGCGGCGCAGGCACGUACUCCGCGCUCGGUGCGCGUCUGUUGUCGCCGCCACCUCUGUCCGGCUCCGUCGGCUGGGUAGUCGACCAGGGCUCCGACUUCCCGCCCGCCCUCGGCGCCCUCAUCGACACGUGGGGGACGCACGCCGUGCACCGCCUCGACGCCGAGCGCCUGACCACGCGCGGCUGGAACGGCUACGACUCCGCCUUGGACCAGCACCGCGCCUUUCGAUACACCACGCCCAAGCGCCGCCUCACCGGCGCCGAUCUCGACCCGGCGCUGCUGCGCGCCCGCUCCUUCCACCUCAUCUGCUCGCCGCUGCGCUGCCAGGAGCUCGUGCGCGACAUCACCUCUCGGCGGCGCGCCGUGAUGCCCGGGGAGACGUACACCAAGCCCAUCUUCAUCUGGGAGCCCGUGCCGGACCGCUGCCACCCGGACGAGCUGCUCAACUGCACCAACUGCCUGCCGCUCGUCGACGUCUGCAGCCCCAACCACGCGGAGCUGGCCGCCUUCCUCGGCACCGACGGGCUCGACCCGGCGACGGGCGCCAUCGACCCGGACGCCGUCGAGCAGGCCUGCGAGCAGCUGCUCGCCAGCAUGCCCCUGCAGUCGUACGCGCUCGUCGUACGCGCCGGCGAGCGCGGCUGCUACGUCGCGCGCAACGGCGGCCGACGCCGCCCGCCCCGACGCCGCCGCGACACCGACGUCAAGCCCGCGCGCCGCAAGGCCCUCAUCCACGGCUCCCUGCAGCCCGACACCGACAUGGAGUCGCUCCUCGCCGGCCUGCUGCAGGGCGACGACGGCGCCGUCGACGCCGAGGAGAUCGAGGUCGACCCGGGCGUCCAGCGCUGGAUUCCAGCCUACCACCAGGACGCCGCCAACGUCGUCGACCCGACCGGCGGCGGCAACACCUUCCUCGGAGGGCUCGCUGUCGCCCUGGCGCGCGAGGAGGACGUUGAGACGGCCGCCGUCUGGGGCACCGUCGCGGCGAGCUUCGCCAUCGAGCAGGUCGGGCCCCCGACCAUCGGCAAGAGCGACGACGCUGAGGAGACCUGGAACGGCGUCAAUCCGCUCGUCCGAUUGCACGAGUUUCAAGAGCGCCUGUGA